GAAAAGAAAAUUCUUAUCUUCUAAAGCAAAACUGAAAACUCUCGUAUAUUUGUCGUUGUAAAAAGCUCAACAAAAAAGGCAUAUUUACAUCUAACUCCAUACGACACCUCUCUCUCUCUCUCUCUCUCGCCCCCCUCCGAUCCAUCCCAGGUCAUGGGAGUGUUGCUAUAACAGAAAUACCAAGUGAUUGCUGAUAAAAAGUUAAAAACCCAUGGGGACUGAAAAUCCUGGUCGUCCAAAUUUUCCUGCUAGACCUGUAGCUACGCCUUUUGCUGCUGCUCCUCCUCAGAAUGUGAUGCCUUUUUCAUCAUCUGGUCCUUUGGUUGGAUCAGAGGCCUCUGGUUUCAGGCCUACUCCACCAGCUGCUCCUCAGCCCACAGUGCCCUUUUCAUCAUCUAGGCCUUUGGCUGGAUCCCAAUCCUCUGGUUUUAGACUUCCACCACCACCUAGAUAUAAUGAUCCAUCUUUGCCUCCACCAGCAUCAAAUGUACCACCUACUGGUGGACUGUUCCAGCAUUUCCCAACACCACCUUUUCCCUCAACAGUUCAAGCACCCGCUUCACGUGUCCCGCCUGUGGGGCAACCAAUAGCUCAACCUCCUGCUCCACCAGUUUCCUUUCGCCCACAGCCGCAGAUACCACCAGUGCCAAUGGGAGCUCCACCUCAAAGUGUAAACUCUGCACCACCUAAUGUGAAUGUUCCUUACUCUGUCUCAGAUUCAUCGUUUCCAGCGCCCAUGACAAAUUUUCAGUCGUCAUUUCCUGGAUAUGCUCGGAUGCAGUCUAAUGCGGAUUUACAACCACCCCCUAUGCAGUCUCCUUUUCCUUCUCACCAAGGAGGUUAUGCACCUGCCCCUCCGACUUCUUCCACCCCUUUUCUUUCUCAUCAAGGAGGUUAUGUUCCACCUCCACCAGUGGCAGCGCCAUUGGGUCUGCAGUCAAGGGAUCAAAUGCAGUAUCCGGGCUCUGGACCUCCUGGUUCCAUCCAAGGUUUGAUCGAAGACUUCAGCUCUCUCUCUAUUGGGUCUGUUCCUGGGUCAAUUGAUCCAGGAGUUGAUCCUAAAGCACUACCAAGGCCAUUAGAAGGUGAUGUGGAGCCAAAAUUGUUUUCUGAGAUGUAUCCUAUGAAUUGCAAUCCUCGGUUUUUACGACUUACAACCAGUGGUAUUCCAAAUUCCCAGUCUUUGGCUUCAAGGUGGCAUUUGCCUCUUGGAGCAGUUGUGUGUCCACUUGCGGAAGCUCCUGAUGGGGAAGAAGUGCCAGUGGUUAAUUUCGUUUCAACAGGCAUUAUUCGUUGUAGAAGGUGUCGCACAUACGUGAAUCCAUAUGUCACAUUUACAGAUGCUGGGAGAAAGUGGCGUUGCAACAUCUGUUCUCUGCUAAAUGAUGUUCCUGGAGACUAUUUUGCCCAUUUAGAUGCCACUGGUAAAAGAAUUGAUUUGGAUCAGCGACCUGAGCUUACAAAAGGUAGUGUGGAAUUUGUUGCUCCAACUGAAUAUAUGAUGCGGCCUCCCAUGCCUCCAGUAUACUUUUUCCUCAUUGAUGUCUCUGUAUCUGCAGUCAGAAGUGGUAUGAUUGAGGUUGUGGCCCAAACGAUCAGAUCUUGUUUGGAUGAGCUGCCUGGCUACCCCAGAACACAAAUUGGAUUUGCAACAUUUGACAGCGCAAUACAUUUUUAUAAUAUGAAGUCAUCUUUGACACAGCCGCAAAUGAUGGUUGUCUCAGAUCUGGAUGACAUAUUUGUACCAUUGCCGGAUGAUCUCCUUGUCAAUUUGUCCGAAUCCAGAAGUGUGGUGGAAACAUUCCUAGAUAGCUUGCCUUCCAUGUUUCAGGACAAUGUGAAUGUGGAAUCUGCUUUUGGUCCUGCUCUUAAAGCAGCAUUCAUGGUUAUGAGCCAACUUGGGGGGAAAUUGUUAAUUUUUCAGAACACACUUCCAUCUCUUGGUGUUGGUCGCUUAAAAUUGCGUGGAGAUGAUCUUCGUGUUUAUGGAACAGAUAAAGAACACAUGUUAAGAAUUCCUGAAGAUCAAUUCUACAAGCAAAUGGCUGCUGAAUUAACUAAGUACCAGAUAGCAGUGAAUGUAUACGCUUUCAGUGACAAGUACACUGAUAUAGCCUCUUUAGGAACUCUGGCAAAAUAUACUGGAGGUCAGGUGUGUUAUUAUCCAGGCUUCCAAUUUGCCAUUCAUGGAGAGAAGUUGAGGCAUGAGUUAGCCAGAGACCUUACAAGGGAAACUGCCUGGGAAUCUGUCAUGCGCAUAAGAUGUGGAAAAGGUGUCCGAUUUACCUCUUAUCAUGGAAAUUUUAUGCUAAGAUCUACGGAUCUAAUGGCACUUCCAGCUGUAGAUUGUGAUAAAGCGUACGCAAUGCAGUUGACUCUUGAAGAGACAUUAUUGACAACUCAGACAGUAUAUUUCCAAGUUGCUUUGCUAUAUACUGCAUCAUGUGGAGAAAGGCGUAUUAGAGUACACACAGCAGCUGCACCAGUGGUUGCAGAUCUUGGAGAGAUGUAUCGCCAGGCUGAUGUUGGUGCUGUUGUUUCUGUGUUUAGCAGGCUAGCAAUUGAGAAAACGUUGUCCAGUAAACUCGAAGAUGCACGAAACUCUGUGCAACUAAGAAUUGUUAAAGCCCUUAAAGAGUAUCGAAAUCUUUAUGCUGUGCAACAUCGGUUAGGAGGCAGGAUAAUAUUUCCAGAGUCUCUGAAGUUCUUGCCUUUGUACGGAUUAGCACUUUGUAGAUCCACACCUCUUCGGGGAGGAUAUGCUGAUGCUCCACUUGAUGAGCGCUGUUCAGCAGGUUACACAAUGAUGACUCUACCAGUGAAGAAAUUGUUGAAGCUUCUAUAUCCUAGCUUGAUUCGACUGGACGAGUAUCUUUUGAAGGCAUCUGCUCAAGUCGAUGACUUCAAAAACCUUGAGAAAAGAUUACCACUGGCUGCUGAGAACUUAGAUUCCAGAGGCCUUUAUUUAUAUGAUGAUGGUUUUCGCUUUAAUAUAUGGUUUGGUAGAGCUCUUUCACCUGAUGUGGCCAUGAAUUUACUUGGUGCAGACUUUGCAGCAGAAUUGUCAAAGGUUACCCUUUCUGAGCGUGAAAAUGAAAUGUCAAGGAAGCUGAUGAGGAUACUUAAGAAAUUUAGAGAAAGUGACCCUUCAUAUUAUCAUCUGUGUCAUCUUGUAAGACAAGGCGAACAGCCCAGAGAAGGCUUCCUUCUUCUCUCCAAUCUUGUUGAGGACCAGAUGGGGGGUGCUAAUGGUUAUGUAGAUUGGAUUCUACAAAUACACCGGCAAGUUCAGCAAAAUCCAUAGUAUACCAAGUUCAGCAAUUUUUGUAAUAUAUAGGGGGCUUAACAUGCUUGUUCUGUUCCUCGUCCGUACAUUGAUGGAACGUUUCAUUCAAUAUAAUUAUCAGUUUGAAUUCAGACAUUGGUUCCCCUCGAGAAGUGUUGAUGGUUGAGUUGAUGAACUGGUCACCAGACGUUGAACAAUUUCUUUGUCCAUCACAGGAUGUAAUAAUUAGGGGAUAUUAGCUAGUGAUAUAAUCUUAUGCUUCUUGUCUUUAAAUUGAGAAGAAAAAUAGAAAAAAAAUUUUGAAUGCGAUAUCUUAACUACUUUAGCUACUUUUUCUUUUUUCUUUUAAAAAAAAAAAAAAAAAAAAUUCUAGUUUGUGUUGUAUUAUGAUUUUACCCCCCCAGAACGCAUGAUUGUUUGGAAGAGAUGCAAAGUUUGUUCAUUAAAUUAUUGGGUUUUGUUCUGUUACAAUGAUAA
Messenger RNA from Quercus lobata, 3763 nucleotides. It is a transcript of the gene ERMO2, whose product is annotated as Sec23/Sec24 protein transport family protein. The transcript is spliced from 14 exons. Bases 212 to 3304 code for a protein of 1030 amino acids. Gene Ontology annotation, biological process: endoplasmic reticulum to Golgi vesicle-mediated transport; COPII-coated vesicle cargo loading; intracellular protein transport. Gene Ontology annotation, molecular function: zinc ion binding; SNARE binding. NCBI's taxonomy places the organism in Eukaryota, Viridiplantae, Streptophyta, Magnoliopsida, Fagales, Fagaceae. Gene Ontology annotation, cellular component: COPII vesicle coat; endoplasmic reticulum exit site. The record is from RefSeq and is a predicted model, not a curated record.